Miscanthus lutarioriparius is the source of this 1587-nucleotide messenger RNA. Lineage: Eukaryota; Viridiplantae; Streptophyta; Magnoliopsida; Poales; Poaceae. The record is from the annotation of a GenBank genome assembly.
AUGGCGAUGAUGGACAAGUGGACAGGCCUGGGAUCGGCGCUGGCAAGCUUCUUCUUCCUCUGGUCCGUGGUGCAGAACCACAUCCCCGUCGCCUUCCGCUACCGCCUCAGCACCUGGGGAAACAAGCUCGUCUCUUUCUUCAGCCCCUACCUGGAGAUCACCAUCAACGAGUACGGCGCCGAGGGCUUCCACCGCAGCGACUUCUACCUUGCUGUCGAGGGCUACCUAUCUGACGCCUGCGCACGCCGCGCGCGCAAGCUCAGGGCCGAGCUCGGCAAGAACAGCAAGAAGCUCCAGGUCUCCGUCGACGACAACGACGAGGUCACCGACGCCUUCGCCGGGGCCACCAUCUGGUGGUACGCCUGCAAGCAGUUCGCCGGGUCCCAAGUCAUCAGCUUCUACCCCGGCGAGGAAGAGCGCCGCUUCUACCGGGUUAUCUUCCACCAGCGCCACCGCGACCUCGUCGUCGACAGGUACCUGCCCUACGUCCGCGAGGAAGGCCGCGCCGUCACCGACCGCAACCACCAGCGCCGCCUCUUCACCAACAACCCCAGCGGCAGCUGGAACUCUUACCGUGGCAAGAACGUCUGGAGCCACGUCCCGUUCGAGCACCCGGCCACGUUCGACACGCUCACCAUGGACCCCGACGACAAAGAGGAGAUCCUUGACGAGCUCCAGGCGUUCCGGGAGGCUAAGGACUACUACACCAAGGUCGGCAAGCCGUGGAAGCGAGGGUACCUGCUCUAUGGGCCCCCGGGCACCGGCAAGUCCACCAUGAUCGUCGCCAUGGCCAACUUCCUCGACUACGACGUCUACGACCUCGAGCUCACGGCGGUCAAGAACAACACUGAGCUGCGGAAGCUCUUCAUCGAGACAACCGGCAAGUCCAUCAUCGUCGUCGAGGACAUCGACUGCUCCGUCGACCUCACUGGCAAGCGCAAGGACAAGAAGGCAGAGAAGAAGGCCGAUGCAGACAGUGACGACAAGCCCAAGCUGCCGAUGGAGCCUGACAAGGACGAAGGCAGCAAGAUGACCCUUUCGGGGCUGCUCAACUUCAUCGACGGGCUCUGGUCGGCGUGCGGCGGAGAGCGCAUCAUCAUCUUCACCACCAACCACAAGGACAAGCUGGACCCGGCGCUGAUCCGGCGAGGCAGGAUGGACAGGCACAUCCAGAUGUCCUACUGCCGCUUCCGGGCCUUCAAGGUGCUCGCCAAGAACUACCUGGACGUCGAGGAGCACGAGCUGUUCGGCCAGAUAGCGCAGCUGCUCGAGGAGACAGACAUGUCGCCGGCAGAUGUGGCCGAGAACCUGAUGCCCAUGUCCAAGAAGAAGAAAAGGGACGCCAACGCAUGCUUCGAGGGUCUUGUGGAGGCUCUGAAGCAAGCCAGACAGGAGGCGGCCGCUAAGGCACUGGCUGAGGCGGCCAAGGCGAAGGAGGAAGCAGAGGCGAAGGAGAAGGCAGAAGCGGAGGCAAAGGAGGCCAAAGAGAAAGACAAGGCAGCGGCGGAGGCAACAGAAAACAGAGGAGAAGACAAAGGGAAGGACAGCAAGAUGAGCAACGGAGAAAUCAAGGAAGGUGACAAGUGA